Messenger RNA from Aspergillus pseudonomiae, 1134 nucleotides. RefSeq lists its product as uncharacterized. The coding region runs from base 431 to 955 and encodes 174 amino acids. Lineage: Eukaryota; Fungi; Ascomycota; Eurotiomycetes; Eurotiales; Aspergillaceae. The record is from RefSeq and is a predicted model, not a curated record. The transcript is spliced from 4 exons.
GCGGGAAACGUAAAAAUAAGAACAAUCUUGCAGGUCUUAUCGAUCGGCGUCAUUUGGUCAUUCAGAUCUAUCGAUCUCUAGUCUCCUGUGGUGGCAAACAUGCGGAGUUCAUUAGAGUAACCAUGGUUUCAUUUCACAUUGCAUCUAUAUUACUGCCUAUUAUAUGCGGAGCUCUUUUGGGUCAGAGGUAUAUGAAUAUGUUAUGGAAGCCAGGAAUCUUCUUACCUCAUCCAAUUCCAACAUUCUCCUAAUCAGCGUUGUCUCGUUCAAUAUAGUGUCAAUUGCUUAUUACUCCUCGCAAGGUGCAUGUUCCUUUGUGCUGUGCCAUUGAUUCCUUUGUCCUCCAAUCACACUUAUAUCGGCCCUAGAUAAAGGGACAGUACCCCACUGUCAAUCUCUUCUGCGGUCGUCGUGAGAAGGAUAGCCCAUUAUGGUCCAAAGCGCUGCAAGAACGAGCUCCGGUAGUUCCAGUCGUGAAUACGGCAUCACAUUCGAAUGUGCGCCUCCCUCAGCCGUUCGUCCCGGCGUUCCCUUGACCCUACCGGUGAUCGUUGCGGUUCGACCUGUCGGUGCCCCCAGAGACAGUUCUGUGCAACAGUUGGUCGUGAAUGUGUCGCUACGAAAUGAGUCAGGAACCGCGGCUUGUCCCGGACUGACCGGCACAUUGACGUCGAGUGUGCGCAGCCGUCAUGGAAACACUACGGCUGGGUUUGGAAGAUUCAGCCGGCUCACCAUCGGGCAGCCAGGACGAUAUCGAUUGCGAGUAAUGUUGGGCGCUGCUUCCGCCAGUGGAGUGACGACGCGAGAUUAUAUUGAUUCGGGCGUCAUUGAGGUUCAUGCCGGUGCUCCGGCAGUUCAGCGGCCAACUCCAUCACAGGUCACAAAACUCCAAAGCCUGAUCCCAGAGAACAUAGACCUGUCGGCAGGCGAGAUUGCAGCCUGGCAGCAAGCUUAAUCCAACAGCCCCCCAUUGCAUCGGACUACAGGGAGUGAGAGGAGUUACAUUGGAUUUCGGUCUAGCAUUCUCAUCUUUUCAGGGGCGUUGCUUGGGAGCAUGGAUAUAUGGUAAUAGCGACAUAGAGGGGUUUUUCUUUAGUAUUUCUCCGCGGUAAACGGUCUAGAGGGACAAUUGCG